Owenia fusiformis is the source of this 1169-nucleotide messenger RNA. NCBI's taxonomy places the organism in Eukaryota, Metazoa, Annelida, Polychaeta, Sabellida, Oweniidae. The record is from the annotation of a GenBank genome assembly.
CAAGGCUUAAAGUUUUCCGGAUUUUCCGGCUAGUUCCGGUACUUUCAGACCGAAAUUUGACCCCCGUGAGAUCAGUGCAAAUCCGGGUUGAUAUCAGAGGGGGGUAUGGGUUGAUCUGAAGCCCAAAUAAGUUGAAGACUUGAGGAAAAAAUCGUUUAAUUGCGGGCCCCAAAACAGCUGAUCAGCUGAUUCACGUGUGAUUUGUUAUUUAAUAAAUAGGUCAGGUUCAUAAAUUAUGUGGCUGUUCAUGUUUAUUUUGUCACUCCCGUUGUAAUUAUGUUGGAUAAGUAUUGAAUAAUAAGGGAGUAUGUAUUCUGAAAAGAAGAGCACGUGAUUUGCAUGUGGUCUACGGAAAUUUCCAAAUAUAGACUUCGUGUUGUUACGUCCUGACUUCGGUCGUUCACGAUCAUUGAUCGGCAAUUCCCGUACAUUAUCGGCUCAUUUAGUUCAAAAUGGCGACUAUCGAAGAGGGAAUGGCUCUCCCUUGCGAAAAUGGAGUCAAAAAUAAGUUCCUUUGGAAAUGGUUAGAUGAAAAAGGAGAUGAAGAUGUAAUUCAUCGAUUGUGGCUCCGAAAAGUUGAUGAGCCGGGUGUGUGCUUAUGCACAGUUUGUGGAAAGAAAAUGAAAUAUGGGACAUCGGGGAAAAAAAUCUUGUAUCAACAUAGUAAAGAUAAACACCACAAACAAAAAUUGAGAGAGAUCAAUAUAGUGGCCCCACUCCCUGGAUUCAGUCUCCCUGUCCAUGGGACUCCCACACCACGACUGUCUGAUGGAAAUACGCUAAAACCUAACAGUCUAGACCGUAUUGCUGAUGUGAAAAUUAAGACAGUCUCCUUUAUAUCGGAACAUGAUUUGCCCUUCACGAUUGCCCCAGAUCUUAUUAAAUAUGCACAGAAUUUGGCAGGGGAUAAACCUGCAUUAAAUAAAUGUACUCUUAGCAAUGUGCUGCAUCUUAUAUAGCUACACAUGGUAUAACAGAAGCAAUCAAGUCAGAAUUCAAAUCCAUGGGACAAUAUUACCCACCUUAUUACUAGUAUAAUUGGAACAUUUGGGGUUAUCAAAUUAAAAAAAUACAAAAAUGCAAUAAACAGAUGUAAAAAAAUGUGAACAUUUUAUUCAAUGUACUUUCACCAGAAGGCUCUAGAAGCCACCAGAGGGCACCAAUUUUCA